AUGGAGGCGGCAGACGACACCAGUUCCCUGCAGGCCGCGAUUCGAUGGCUGCUGCACACCAUCCUUCCCAGCCUCAGCAAGCUGGACGGGUGGAUUCGCCAAGCAGGGCUCGCCGGCGAGGUGGAGGGGCUCAGGGACGAGAUCGACCAAGUCGACGGGGUCGUCUCCGCCGUGAACGCCAGGUCUGAGAUCCGAAACAGAUCGCUGGCCAGAUCCCUCGCAGCCCUCAAGGAGCUGCUCUACGCCGCCGACGAAGUGGUCGACGAGCUCGACUGCUACAGGCUCCAGAAGGAGCUCCAAGGAGAUCCAUGGCGCCAUCCCAACGGAAUUGAUGGACAAAGUUCUUCAAGCACCUGUGGCACUACCAGAAAUGCAACUGCUGAUAGUUCAUCCAGGAAAAAAAGGAGAAGGGGCAAGGAUUCAGCAGAUGUCACAGCAACCAACACAGGCCCUUGGAGCAAGGACCGAAUUUCAGAAAGGAUACAAGACAUAACUGGUCAGUUGCGAGAUACCCGAGGGAAUGUGCGACGUGUUCUCAAGAUGCUUGGGCCAACGACUCGUGCAGGUCCAAAUCGUUGCCAGAGUACAACCAUGUCAAACCCGCGCCGGGGCACAUCAAGUCUUGUUCAAGGGAAAGUGUAUGGGAGAGCUCAAGAGAAGAGUUACAUCAUAGAGUUGAUAAAAGAACGCAAAUCAGAUGCUGGGGUAACUGUUCUCCCAAUCGUAGGCAUUGCAGGGGUUGGGAAGACGACUCUGGCUCAACUAGUAUACAAUGAUCCAGAUUUGAAAAGUCAAUUUGACCUCUGGAUAUGGAUCUGGGUCUCUAGCAGCUUCGAUGAAACCAGAGUCACAAGAGAGAUGUUAGAUUUUGUCUCCCAGGGAGCACAUAAAGGGCGAUGCAGGUUUCCCAAGCUUCCGGAAGUCUUGAAGGAUCGUGUUAAAUCAAAGAGGGUUCUCCUUAUUUUGGAUGAUAUUUGGGAUGACAUAACUGAUUGCCAAUGGAACCAACUACUGGCUCCUUUUAUGCCGGACAAUGCAAAGGGCAGCAUGAUACUUGUGACAACUAGAAUACCAUCUGUUGCCAAAAAGAGAGGUACAACUGGACCGAUUAACUUAGAUGGUUUGGAAAAUGAUGAUUUCUGGCUAAUGGUCAAAGCGUGUGCAUUUGGCGACGAGAACUAUGAAGAGCAAGCUAGUCUGGGUGAGCUUGGACGGCAGAUAGCAAAAAGAUUACAGGGAAACCCAUUAGCUGCAGAAACUGCAGGGACACUGUUAAGAGAGCAUCUUACCGUUGAUCAUUGGAAUAAUAUUCUGAAGAACGAAGAUUGGAAAUCUCUACAACUCAGUAGUGGCAUCAUGUCUGCUUUGAAGCUUUGCUAUGAUCAGCUGCCCUACAAUUUACAGCAAUGCUUCUCUUAUUGCUCCAUAUUCCCCUACAGUUAUCAUUUUCUUGCUGAGGAGCUGCUACGUAUGUGGAUUUCACAGGGAUUUGUGAAGGGUAGCCAUUCAAGUAUGAUACGGGAAGAAGGGCGGCGCUAUCUGUGUGACUUGGUAAACCUUGGUUUCUUCAAGCAAGUUGAAAGAAAAGAACUCCCUUCUGGCCAUACUCAAACUUACUUUGCUAUGUCUGUUCUUAUGCAUGAUUUGGCUAGGGUAGUUUCAAAAACAGAGUGUGCUGCUAUGGAUGGUCUGCAGUACAAUGAAAUAUUGCCAACCAUACAUCAUUUGUCUAUAGUAACGGAUGGUCAGACUGGGAACAUACCUGGUAGUGAAAAGUUUGAAGAAAAAAUACAGAGCAUAUUUACAUCAGUGGAAAAACUAAGGACAUUUGUGUUGAUUGGGCAGUAUGAACCUUCCUUCUUCGAAGAAGUUUUCCGAAAGGCAUAUAAUUUGCGUGCAUUGCAAAUUUCUGCAACAUCUGCUGAUUUCCAUUCAUUCCGGUAUAGUUUGGUGAAUCUUAUACAUCUUAGAUAUCUAAAACUCGAUGGUCAUGGUGAGCAGGGGAGCUGCUCGCCUCAAGUUCACUUGUAUGAUAAUUCUGCUGUUCGGGAUAAUGCUACUUUCAUUGCCUUGCAGAAUGUGUGUCUAGAGAAUUGCAGAGAAAAGCAAGCAGUUCUAUCUCUGGAAAACCUUCCAUUCCUCACAACAUUGAAGUUAACCAACAUGUGGGGAGUAAGAGAAGUACUGAUUCCGUCAGUGGAGGAGCUAGUUUUAGUUAACAUGUCCGGGUUGGAGAGAUGUUCCUGCACUUCCUUGGCGGGUCUGGUGUCUAGUUUAAGGGUACUGGAGAUCCGGAAGUGCAGCGCACUCAGGGUGUUUGAUCUGUUCGAGAAAGCUCACAACUCGGAAACUCAGCUUAAGCCAUUGGAUUCUCUACAGCUGCAUUCCUGCACGUCUCUGGAAGAUUUGAGAAUUGAAGACUGUGGAGGGAUCAUCGCAAUAGAGGGCCUUCACCUCGUGAAACUCAGGCAUUUGAAUGUAUGCAAAAAAUCAGUUUUUCGUGGUAUAUCAGGGAAUGGCUAUCACCUAGGAUCUCAACUGGAUCUAUUUAUAACUAGUGACUUGUCCCUCCUUACCACAUCAAUCUGCAAGGGGCUCACCUGUCUCCAGAGCCUAAUAAUUCAAAAUUUGAAGUGCGAGACCAGGAGACUAACAGAUGAUCAGGAGAGCGCGCUUCUGCUCCACAAGUCCCUUCAAGAGCUAGUGUUUGAUGAUUGUGGGUACCUCGUGCAUCUUCCUGCAGGACUGCGUUGUCUUCCUGCCCUCAAGAAAUUGAAGAUCAUAAGAUGUAGCAGCAUAUUAAGGCUUCUGAAGGAGGAACUCCCACCUUCGCUGGUGGAACUGGAAAUCGACAAUUGCAGCGUUGAGUUGGCAAAACAAUGCAGAUUGCUAUCAACAAGCAAGCUAGAGGUCAUAAUUUAUGAUGACUAUGACCAAGAAGAAACCGAUACUUCCAGCAACUAG
Molecule: messenger RNA, 2964 nt
Organism: Triticum turgidum subsp. durum (durum wheat)
Lineage: Eukaryota; Viridiplantae; Streptophyta; Magnoliopsida; Poales; Poaceae
Source: the annotation of a GenBank genome assembly